Messenger RNA from Neltuma alba, 1569 nucleotides. Its product is annotated as WD repeat-containing protein 53. The transcript is spliced from 11 exons. NCBI's taxonomy places the organism in Eukaryota, Viridiplantae, Streptophyta, Magnoliopsida, Fabales, Fabaceae. The coding region runs from base 53 to 1180 and encodes 375 amino acids. Gene Ontology annotation, molecular function: protein binding. The record is from RefSeq and is a predicted model, not a curated record.
AUGAUCAUACCGUGGCGCCGGCAGUUGUGAAGUGUCGGGAUUGAGGGGAGAGAUGUCCACGGAGAAGACUAAACCGAGACGACUGAGGGGUCACAAGGACACUGCUACAUGCUGUAUCGCUUCAGGCUCCCGACCAGAUGUCGUCGUCACUUCAGGCGAUGAUGGUCGACUUUGCUGGUUUGAUAUGCGAUGCAGAGAAGCCCAGCUGGUUAUGGAUGUCAGCGAGGAACCCAUUUCAUCCAUGUGUUUCAGGCCAGGGAAUGAAGAUAUCAUUUAUGUCUCCUCAGGAAAGGAAGUCAAGUGUUUUGAUGUCAAUCUGGCCACCUCAUGGAAGCCUUUGCAGAGCUAUAAUUACAAUAAAGAGGAUAUAAAUCAGAUUGUAUGCAACUCAAAGUCUUCCUUUCUUGCUGCUGCAGAUGAUAGCGGUGAAGUGAAAAUAAUUGAUAUUCACCAACAAUGCUUGUAUAAAACACUGCGAUCUGGCCAUACAAGCAUUUGCAGCAGUGUGCAAUUUCUUCCUUGGAGAUCUUGGGAAGUUAUCAGUGGAGGUCUUGAUUCUAAGCUUCUAAUGUGGGACUUCUCCAAAGGGCGCUCAUGCGAAGUUAUGGAUUUUGGUUUGCCCGACGUAACAAGUUCUAGCAGCCUUGGCCAGUGUUUAAAUCCUGCUUUCGUUCAUGCAGUGGCUGUUCCAGAGGUUGACAUGCUCGAUAAACUAGACAAGGUAUGUGCUGUUGCAAGGGGUGAUGGUUCUGUAAGUGUGACAAGUAUUGAAUCAGGCCUCGCAGCUCCAAAAUCAAAAGGCUCCUUGAAAACCCGGAAAGGAUCUCAGUCAAAAUCAAAAGAUGGCAGUUCAACUACAAGUGUGGAUGAUCAAGGUGGAAAGAUGCUGCAUCUGGAUUCCUCAAUGGGUGGCCAUUCGGCAGCUGUUUCUUGCGUGGCCUUUUCUUUAUUUGGAGAGAAAGGGAAGUACAUAAUAUCAGGUGGAAACGACUGCUCGGUGAAGUUAUGGAACUGUUCUAGUUAUUUUCAUGCUGGAUCAAGCAGCAGCAAUAGCGAUUUCCUAUAUCUGAACAUCAUUCUGCCUGAAAAAGUCAAUUGGCUGUGCACCCGACCAGCUGAAACGAACAACCUUAUUGUGUGCGACACAUCAAAAGUAGUAAAGGUUUACUCUGUAACAUAGCUAAAUCCAGGAUGAUCAUGGUUCUCCGAAUCUCGGAAGAAAUAAAACUUUGUUGUGACAGUUUGUGACGAUGUUGUACUUAUUCUGAGGAUAGCUUGGUGCUUCCUAACCUGGAGUUAACAUUGCGAGUGCGGCUUAAAUUAUAGGGAUUUUAGUUGGCCUAUUUUUAGCUUACUGCUUAAGGGUUCUCUAGCUGUGUCAAUGAUGUAUAGGAGAUUAUCAGUGAUUGGUGGUUGUCUUGUUUGUACAGGAUAUGAUAGAUGACAAUGAUGAAUUUUUCAGCUUUUAUAUUUAUUUUGCAUUACCUUGUGUACCAAUGACUGAAGAUAUCCUCACGUUGAGGAUUAUUAAGUGCUGUAUUAUGGUUCUUUGCUCCCAUAAUUUGGUUA